GGCAACUGAUAGAGGAAGUCUUAUCAUUCAUUGAUCUCAAGGAGAUGUCUAAAGUUGUUAAAACUCCUGAAAUUAUUCUUCACAAUCACUCUCAUCGUUUCGAUUUUAGAAAAUUACUUCUAAAUAAUUGUUCCCUCUCCGUACACUUCAUUCGUUGUCACGGUCUAGCUUUGAAGAAAUGUUGGGAUUUGAUAUCUUCAAAAAUAAAUCUCUCCGAAGCUGAGAUGGAGGAGCUCGCUCUCACGUUAGAUUGGAAAUUGCUCUCUCGAUAUCACAAAAUGUCUGAACCAUUCAUCAGAAAAUUCAGACUUCGUGUCGAGUGGGUUCGUGUAAGGAAAUAGCAAAAUGUAUCACUUAAAUUUCUUCUAGAAAACGCUCCAAAACAAGAAUGAUGUGGAAAAAUAACAGAUGAUGUGAUUAAAUAACAUCAAGUGGAAUAGGUCUCCUGAGGAUACUAGCAUCCUCCAAUUCCACCACCUCCUGCUCUUUACUUGCCUUUCCUUGUCUUUUCUCCAUUUAUAGGUCUUCUACUUCGAUACCAAUUCAAAUUACUUGACGAAGCUACUUUUAUCCAGUUUUCUCCCAGAACCUUACCCGUGUACGCGAUGGUCGUCAUCGCACAUGGGUCCAAUUUCAAAAUUUUGUGGAUUUUCAAAAGUUAUAUAACACUCAAAAUUGGGGGGAGAAGGGUCCCUUGUACUCAAUAGGGUACUUUAGCACCUUCUAAGCCCUUUUGCCUCAAGCGUUUGCCCCUAAAACAAAAAUUUUGGUAUCUACAAAAAUUAGCAGCGCUCGUUCUUUUCCUAUGAAAAUAUACUAUUGACGUCAUUUGUAUAGGUUCAGCGUGACGUAUUUAAGCUUUUUCCUUUAAGGUACGUUUGUGACUUAUGUCUUUCUUCGAAGGUGUAAUUAAAUAUCGUAAGAUUUACAGUUUCUUUAGCUGUUUACUGGAUGUGAACCCUGCUGUAGAGAUCCGUAUAAGAUUCAAAAGAAGAGAAUUUUAAUGAAUUUUUUUCGUUAAAAAUAUGAUGACUCUUAUGGUUCCCUUCCUGUAUAAUUGUGUGGCUCAAAUAUUUACUUCCUUAAGAAUUAUUGUCUCCUUUCGUGUGUAAUAUCGAUUUAAUAAAAAAUUCUAACAUAAAGUGGAUUGGGAAAA
Messenger RNA from Bemisia tabaci, 1156 nucleotides. The record is from RefSeq and is a predicted model, not a curated record. NCBI's taxonomy places the organism in Eukaryota, Metazoa, Arthropoda, Insecta, Hemiptera, Aleyrodidae.